Messenger RNA from Elgaria multicarinata webbii, 2246 nucleotides. RefSeq names its product E3 ubiquitin-protein ligase TRIM69-like. The transcript has 7 exons. The record is from RefSeq and is a predicted model, not a curated record. Gene Ontology annotation, biological process: protein ubiquitination. The coding region runs from base 25 to 1569 and encodes 514 amino acids. NCBI's taxonomy places the organism in Eukaryota, Metazoa, Chordata, Lepidosauria, Squamata, Anguidae. Gene Ontology annotation, cellular component: cytoplasm. Gene Ontology annotation, molecular function: ubiquitin protein ligase activity; protein binding.
UUCAUCAAUUCACUACACAGUCCUAUGCACUGUACAAUCCUGUACAUGAUCAUGUCCACUUCCACCAGCAAAAACCCUUCCAGUUCUUCAAUUUCAACUAUCAAUGAAAGAACAGCCAGUCCGGUCAUUGCCAGCUCAUCUGACACUUCAUGGGAGCUGCACGCAGAUGAUUUCACCAAGGAUCUAUCUUGCUUUCUGUGUCUGGAGUUGUUUAGGGAGCCAGUUAUUUUGCCCUGUGGCCAUAACUUCUGCAGACAUUGUCUAGAGGCAACAUGGGCAAAAAAGGGCGUAUUCUGCCCAGAAUGCCAUGCAAAUGUUCCGGACCGAAAGUACAUAGCAAACUCGGUAUUGGAGAAAAUGGCGGAUAAGAUUAAGACAUUUCACGUGGGGUGUCAGCAACAGAGGUGCAUUGAGCACAGCGAGCCAUUGACCCUUUACUGGAAGCCACAAGAAAAACUAGCCUGCUUCACCUGUCGGGAAGCUCAGAUACCCAAAGACCAAUGUUCCCAGUUUCUUCUCAUCCCCGAUGCUGUUCAGAUUUACACGGAAAAGCUGCUCAUGUUGAGAAUUCAGCUCAGGUCCACCUUGGUGAAGCUAGAAGUGUUGAAGAAUGCCCAGGAAGAGAAGAUUGCUAAUCAUAAAGAGAACAAAUUGCAACUUCAGUACCAUAUCUCCUUGGAAUUCCUAAAAUUGCACCAGUUCCUUCAUGGCAAGGAGAAAGUAUUUAUCAACCAGUUAAAGGAAGAGGGUGAAAUCAUUCUCCAAGACAUGGAGGCAAAUCUAAACAAACUCCAAGACCAAACCCAGAGCGCUAAGGAUACCUUGGCCUGCAUUCAGUCACGGCUGUAUCAGCAGAAUUCUGCUGUCUUCCUGAAAGAAAUCAAAGCUUUCAUGGAACGGAUGGAGAAGAAAACUGGAAAUUCAUCAUUGGGCGAACUCGUGACCGGAGCGCUGAGCACAGGGGAUUACAAGGGGCCCAUGCAUUACGCAGUAUGGAAGGAAAUGAAAUCCAUCCUCAGCCCAGACAUUUCCUUUUUCACCCUGGACCCCAAAACAGCACAUCCGAACUUGAUUCUCUCUGAUGGGAUGACUUGCGUAAAGCAUAAUGACAAAAAGCAGAUGCUGCCAGAUACUCCAGAGAGAUUUGACUGCAGUGUUUCUGUCCUGGGAUCCAUAGGGUUCACCUCUGGAAAGCACUACUGGGAAGUGGACGCGCAGAAGAAGACCAAAUGGACCUUGGGAAUAGUGAGAGAGAGCAUUAACCGUAAAGGGAACUACCCACUGUCACCCAAAGAAGGACAUUGGCUUAUAAAGCUAAGGAAUAAGAAUGAGUUAAAGGCUGUAGAUGUCCAUGCAAAAUGCCUAAACAUUGCUCAAACGCCCAGUAGAAUUGGGGUGUAUUUGGAUUAUGAAGGUGGCCAGGUGUCCUUUUAUGACGCUAGCAUCAUGUCUCACAUCUACACUUUCACAGAAACGUUCACAGAGAAACUUUACCCAUACUUUUGUCCAUGUUUGAAUGACUCUGGAGAAAACAGUGCUCCCCUGAAAAUUCUUGCCUAUAGUAUGUAGAUGCACAGUGAGGAAGAGGUCCAUAUGUAAAGCCCGAACCUCUGACCUACUAUAUACAGCUAAUGUAUAGGAUCUGGUGCUAAAAUCUCAUUACCAAUUCAAGGGUACAAGCUGGUAUCUUUGGACUUCUCUUGGGACCUAAUUCCAGCCCUGUUACUGGUGCAGGAGCAGUCAUUGGAGAUCCGGCACUGGUAGCUACCAUUGCACUUCCUGUGGCAUAGCUGCAUAAGUGGUUAUACAGUUCUGUCAUGUCUGAAAAGGUGGGCGGAUCCCUUCUCGGCACCUUAAGUGGCAUCAUAAUCUAGGCCUUUGGGAUCCUUACACUGAUGUCUCCUAAUUGCAAGGUCAAAAGAGGAGGGGAGAACUGUUCAUUUGUGUCGAAUCUAUAUAAACUAAAGUCCAUUAUUUCACAACAGCAAAUGUUAAACACAUUUAAAUGGUUUCACAUUCACUUUGCAAAGCGAGUUUAGAGCCUGUGUGCAAUUGUCUACUUAUAUAUUUAUUAGAAAAUAUUAAGAUUAGAAAUGGCGGGAUGCAGCUCCAAAGUUGAAUAAGGUUAGCUGAUUCAGAAUAGAAGCAAAAGUGAGAAAACGGAGGAGUUCUGAGAGUAUUGGACUUUGGAACGCAAUAACUUUCUUUUGGGCAAAUAAUUCAUUCCCUAACAAAGCUGUUUUAGU